CCGCACAUCUUCAAAAAUCGCAAGGUCAUAAUCACUGCUGAUUCGUACACUCUAUCCUCUUACUUCAUUAUCUCCUAACAGCUCGAAAUCACCGACAAUGUUGAUCAACCAAGACAGCAGGCUCUUGGGAUCUUAUUUCGGGGAAGUUUUUUCUGGGCUAUGGUCUGAUCCGCAAGACCAUGAGUUUGACAUUAACGAGGAAAGAGCGGGGAGAGCACCGGAUCUUGAGUUUUGGAAAGAGAUAGAUAAAGGGUGGUGGUCUGAUGGCGAAUUUGUGGUUACAACAGCACACCAGCAGCAGCACAAGCUCUCGGCCCACAACAGAUCCGCGCGACACAUCAAGGAGGGGCGAGAUGAGACUAGUAGUGCUGUGAUGUACCGGUAUAAAGAGUAUCGGUCGGCAUGGGCAGCUGCGUCAAUCAAACAAUUCGCGCCAGAGGGCAGAAUACGAUCUUUAUGGUUUGAAGAGUUCAUUGAUGAGCAAGAAAGUUCCAUCGCCCGCACUGAUUUAGUCAAAGCAUUCCUGUGCGCCACGCAAAUGUCACAUUUCCUCACUGGCCUCGUCAUGACGCUUCAUGAACGACGAAGCUGGGGGACGCUUCCGCUGGAGAUGGAGCGAGAGCUGAUCCUUCGAUACUAUGAAAUGCUGUAUGCUAUACGGGAAUUAGGCCCAAUGCUGCGCACCAUCUCUCACUGGGAGAGGGACCAUCACAAACCCCGCCGAUGGGUACCUGAUGCUACAUUUGCUUGGGCUAAGCCCCUCGAUCCCAGCACCGUCUUUUACCAGGAGUGCGAGCACAAAUGGCCGAUGGCAAUUCCUUCAACCUUUAUCAGUGUGGCCAAGCUAGUGUUGAAACGUCACGAGGAAGGUAUAGAUAAGCUCUGGUGGGAUGCUUGGUGGAUAGUGAGACCAGAUAUGAGAAGGUAUUUCCGAAUCAAUUUUGGAGUAAGGUACAAAUACCUUCCAGUCCAAGAAGAGGACAUCUAUUUGAGGAUGAAUUAUCCCGAUGGACGACAAGUGGUGGAAUCUGACACGGUGUAUCGUAAUUUUCCCCAUCUCGAUCCUUUACAUUCCUGGUUAUGUCAGGAGCUUGCCAGAAACUUCUAUGCCCAAGCAUAUGGCAGACAACCUGACUCCGUAAGAGCUGCAUCAUCUUCAUCAUCUUCAUUGUCGUCGGUCUCAAGUCUGAGAACUGUUAUCGGUGAUAGUUCCAGCGCGUUCACAAAAACCCUCGAUUACCACAAGGCAACGGAUGAGGGGGCGAGUGCCUCAACAACAGCCUUUGUCCCACGCAUAAUCUCCGUGCACGGCUGGAGUCUCCUUCACGCUAAUCCGGUCGAGGCCGAUCGUCAAUGGGCUGUUAUCACUCAUUUGCGGAAUCAUAUUCGUCCUUAUAUACCAGAAACUCACUGGGUGUGGCUCGAUUAUCCACGAACAGAGUCAGUAGGGUAGGCAAGAGCAACCAGAUAACUCUUCACAAAGUGUUCUUCUCUUUGUCAAUUUCUUUCGCCAUUUCAUGUUGCAUGUAUGUCUUGAGGGUGGCCCACA
This is a messenger RNA of Cryptococcus amylolentus CBS 6039, 1549 nucleotides long. RefSeq lists its product as hypothetical. The coding region runs from base 98 to 1453 and encodes 451 amino acids. The transcript has 6 exons. The record is from RefSeq and is a predicted model, not a curated record. Lineage: Eukaryota; Fungi; Basidiomycota; Tremellomycetes; Tremellales; Cryptococcaceae.